This is a messenger RNA of Elaeis guineensis (African oil palm), 3531 nucleotides long. RefSeq lists its product as uncharacterized. Gene Ontology annotation, biological process: heterochromatin formation. Lineage: Eukaryota; Viridiplantae; Streptophyta; Magnoliopsida; Arecales; Arecaceae. The record is from RefSeq and is a predicted model, not a curated record.
CGGCUGCCCCUUCGAAUUACUCUGCUUUCCCCUCCCUCUCCUCUCUCUCUGACCAUCAUCGGCUUGUCCAAAGUCUCAACAACUCGUCAUUCCAUGAUUUCGUUGGGCUUUGUCUGCGAUUAAGUGAUAAAAAUAGGGGAGAUGAAAGGUCCGAGGCAUGGAGGAAUCUCAGGGAGGACGAUCAUCUAAACAUCACAAAAUGGAGAAAUUGGAUAUUGGAGAAGCUCAGCCAUCUUUUCCGGAAAGGGAUGUUUAUAAAGCCCCCCUAAGUGAAGCAAGUUCAAAAGCAGUGUUAUUUGAUGAGGAAGAACUGGAAGAAGGUGAAAUCAGAGAGGAUGAACUAUUGACGCCAGGCAGGACAAAAAUGUGGUAUGUUGAUGAAGAGCUGGAAGAAGGUGAGAUCAGGGAGGGUCUGACAUCUGAGGCAGGACAGAAUGCUUUUGAACACCAUGAAGCUAGUUUAGAAGUUUCAUCAUCUGACAAUCAAGAAACAGGAGAAGCUGGUGUCAGAGUGGGCCAGUCAUCUGUGUCUAGAAAUGAUGAUACUGAAGACUUCUUGCACGAAACUAGUCCAGAUUUAACACUGUUAUAUGAUGAACUGGAGAAAAUUGAGAUCAGAGAGAGUCCUGUUGGUCAUAUAUCCUCUCGACAACCAAAUUUGUUGGAGCAGGAUGAGACUCCUGUUCUUGAACCUCUGUCUGCAAAGUUUCACCCACAAAUUAGGUCAUUGAAAGAUGAGUUCUUGGAGAAACAGGUUGACAUGAUUAAUGAACUUUAUUCAAGAAGGUUAAGAACACUCCUCUUAAAGCAAAAUAAAGAACUUCGAGAGUUCAAAACCUUGAAAGGUGAACAACAGAUGGAAUUGGCUAAAAUGAAAAAUUUGGAUUUGGAUCUGAUUCAUGCAAUGCAUGUUGUCCCUUCAGUUCAAGACUAUAGAAUAAAAUUACUAAAUGAAGAAUUUUCAAAAAGAAUGGAUGAAUUUGACAAGCAUAUGAGGGGGCAACGUAAGAAACUUAUGGUUAUGCAUAUUGAGGCUAGGAAUAAGGAGAAGUGGAUGAGGGAUUGCUGGUUGGAAGAAGCUAAAGCUGGUAUUCUUGAAGAAUCCUUUUAUGAGAUUCCACUGUCAAAUACUGGAUUCAAGCUGGAGAAAUUCAAGUUGAAUGAACAUUAUGGAGCUCAUGAUUGUUCAGGGAAUAAUAAAGCAGUGGCUGGUUCUUCUUCAGAUCCGAUAACUAGGCCAGUAGAAUCUGCUGAAAUGAUUGAUAGACCUACUGAUUCUGUGCCCAGUUGCACAAAUAUUUUGGAAUCUUCUGAACUGAGUAGACCAUCUCCUAAUAUUUCACCACUAAACCAGCAUGGCAGAGCAGAGAAUAUACCUCUAGAAACCAAAUAUCAAGCUUCACAUAAAAUGAAUGCAGUGUGUAAUAAGUUUGAUGAAGGAGAGACUGAUCCAGGAAUUGCUGCAACUGUUGCCAGCAAGCAACAUGGAGGGACAGGUUCUAAUUUUGUUUGCUUGACAGAUCCUACCAAGCAAGAUCAGAUAGAGAUUCCUUCUUUUGCCCAUGCAUUGAAAACAAUGAAAAGUUCUGAAGGUGCCAGAUCUGUAUUGUGUGAUCAGGUGCCCUCCAUCAGUGAACAAGAGAGGUCUGCUGUAGCUAGAGUGGGAGGUGACCAAGGCUCAAGUUCUUUCCCAAAUAAUGCGGCUUCUGCAUUAAAUUCAGUGGAUACAGGAUUUCGAAAAAAUGACCCAAGCAUCAAUGUUUCAACAGGCUCAAAUCCCAUUUCGCUGGGGCUUCCUUUAUCUGUUGGCUUAGCUUCUGUUAUGCAAGGUCAUGGAAGCUCACCUGCCCCUGUAGGGAGUGCCAGCAAUCAGAUACAUUGUUCUACUCAACUAACUGAAUUAUCCAUGCAACUGCCAGUUGUAGCCACAGCUUUACAGCUGGAACAGUUGGACUGUAUAUCCUCACGACCUCUUUCUCCACCUAUUGGCUUGGCUUUGGCUGUGAAUGAUCAUGCAAGCAGACCUGCAUCUGUCAGAAGUGAUCAAGUUCCUUGCAAUCAAGUACAUUGUUUGGCUCCACCUAUGGAAGCAUCAAUGCAACAGUGGCUUGUACUUAAAGAGUCUAAUCAUAUAUCCUCACCGCCUCUGCCUCCAUUUAUUGGCUUGACUUCAGCUGUGCAUGGUCAUCCAAACACACCUGCACCUGUAGGAAGUGACCUUGAGCCUGAUGGUCAUAUACAUUGUUCUGCUCAACUUACAGAAGUGUCCAUGCAACAGCCCAUUGUAUUUGCAGCUGCACAGUGGGAGAACUCCAAUUAUUCACUCUCACACCCUUUUGUCCAUCCAAUGCCUCCCACUAUUGAUAUUCCUCCUGCAAGAACACGCUCUGAGUUUCUCACAUCCAACGGUGGUCAACCAGAGAGAGGCAGUCCUUUUCCAUUAAGUUCCCCAAUAAUGGAAUCCAUGCCUCUGCAAGAUCCUAAUCUCAGGAUAUUUCAUCAUGAGUUGAAGAGAUUAUAUGCACUGAAGGCUUUAUUUAUCAGAAGGCAUGAAGAAAAGAAGGUUAAACUUAAAUUAGAAUAUAAAAAAGAGAUAGAUAAUCUUAAAAGAAAGUACGAUGCGCUAAUUCAGGAUACUGAAAAAGAGUUUGUAAAGAGAAGAAAGGAAAUUGAGAUGAUGUACACUAAAGUUAGCAAGCAUCAAGAAUUAGCUGGGGGAUUUCGGGAGAUAUUUGAUGAAACCAUUGAAGAGGCUGGAAGUGCUUAUCAAGGUGCAUGUUCAAGUACUGGGCAAUGGUUUGUUCAGGUACCACAGCAACAACAUUUUGCCCAGAGGCCAGUCAUGGCCUCACCCUCAAGAAGUGGUCCGACCCCUGCCAACUUACCUCCAUCCCAAAACCUGUUACCUCUUUCCUCAGUGGAGGUGAGGCACCCAUCCUCAAAUGUAGUCCCUGUCCCAUCAGUUCAGGCCGGGCACAGCCCCCCUACCAUAUUCUCAAGCAAUGCAGUCAGAUUUCCUCCCAGUUCCAUGGUUCAUUCCAUUUUAGACCUUCAAAUUAGAAGUACGCCGUGUGGACUUGCUCCACAUCUCCUUACAUCCACAACUUCUAUGUCUGUGUCAAAUCUUCAACGCCAGAAUGGAAGUAGGCUGAACCAGCAACAAGUUUUCCAUGAUAUGGGUAUCUCAUUGUCUGCUUCUGAGCAGAUUUUACCCAUAAGUGGACAUCAUCAACCCGAAGGUUCGGGUAUGUUGCAUCUUCACCAGAGUACAUCUCCCUCCACCUCGGACUUUUCUUUGCAUCUUGCAGGUUCCCGCAUUGGUGUUAAACGGCCAAAUCUGGACAGUUAGUGGAAGUGGAAUUGGCAUAUACAUCCUUUCCCUUUUUCCUUUUUAACAGGUUGGGAGCCUUUCGGUUCCAUGUACAUGUUUUUUGCAAUCAGUAAUUUAACAUCAUAGAUGAUGUAUGUUUAUAUUUUAAUUUCUUCUGUUGUAGAUGGGACAUGCCUUUCUUUGUGUUUUAUACUGGUUGA